UCCCGUGCCUGGCGGGUGCUAAUGGCAGCUUCUCUUCCUUUGCAGAACGGGCAGGCUGCUCCAGAAGAAGGUGGGAAUCCUCCAUCCAAGGCAAAGUCAGACAUCACUUGGAUAGAGAAGGACCUGGUGGACUCAGCAGACAAGGGCGAAGGCGUUGUGAAAGAAAUCAACAUCACCCACCAUGUGAAGGAAGGCUCUGAGAAAGCUGAUCCUUCGCAGUUUGAGCUCCUGAAGGUGCUGGGACAGGGCUCUUUCGGCAAGGUUUUCCUGGUGAGAAAAAUAACCCCGCCAGACAGCAACCACCUCUAUGCCAUGAAAGUGCUCAAGAAGGCGACGUUGAAAGUGCGUGAUCGAGUGAGGACGAAGAUAGAAAGGGACAUCUUGGCUGAUGUAAACCAUCCCUUUGUGGUGAAACUCCACUACGCAUUCCAGACGGAGGGGAAGCUGUAUCUCAUCUUGGAUUUCCUCAGAGGAGGUGACCUUUUCACUCGGCUUUCCAAAGAGGUCAUGUUCACUGAGGAGGACGUGAAGUUCUACCUAGCGGAGCUGGCUCUGGGGCUCGACCAUUUGCACAGCCUGGGAAUCAUCUACAGGGAUCUCAAACCAGAGAACAUCCUCCUGGAUGAAGAAGGGCACAUCAAACUCACAGAUUUUGGCUUGAGCAAGGAGGCUAUAGACCACGAGAAGAAAGCCUAUUCCUUCUGUGGGACGGUGGAGUAUAUGGCUCCAGAAGUCGUGAAUCGCCAGGGCCAUUCCCACAGUGCUGACUGGUGGUCCUACGGGGUGUUGAUGUUUGAAAUGCUCACCGGCUCGCUGCCCUUCCAGGGGAAGGACCGUAAGGAGACCAUGACCCUCAUCCUCAAAGCGAAGCUGGGCAUGCCCCAGUUCCUCAGCUCCGAAGCACAGAGCCUCCUGCGAGCCCUUUUCAAAAGGAAUCCAGCCAACCGAUUAGGAGUGUAUUCCCAAUCAACUCUGUCCCCUCUUUUUCAGGGCGAAGGCGUUGUGAAAGAAAUCAACAUCACCCACCAUGUGAAGGAAGGCUCUGAGAAAGCUGAUCCUUCGCAGUUUGAGCUCCUGAAGGUGCUGGGACAGGGCUCUUUCGGCAAGGUUUUCCUGGUGAGAAAAAUAACCCCGCCAGACAGCAACCACCUCUAUGCCAUGAAAGUGCUCAAGAAGGCGACGUUGAAAGUGCGUGAUCGAGUGAGGACGAAGAUAGAAAGGGACAUCUUGGCUGAUGUAAACCAUCCCUUUGUGGUGAAACUCCACUACGCAUUCCAGACGGAGGGGAAGCUGUAUCUCAUCUUGGAUUUCCUCAGAGGAGGUGACCUUUUCACUCGGCUUUCCAAAGAGGUCAUGUUCACUGAGGAGGACGUGAAGUUCUACCUAGCGGAGCUGGCUCUGGGGCUCGACCAUUUGCACAGCCUGGGAAUCAUCUACAGGGAUCUCAAACCAGAGAACAUCCUCCUGGAUGAAGAAGGGCACAUCAAACUCACAGAUUUUGGCUUGAGCAAGGAGGCUAUAGACCAUGAGAAGAAAGCCUAUUCCUUCUGUGGGACGGUGGAGUAUAUGGCUCCAGAAGUCGUGAAUCGCCAGGGCCAUUCCCACAGUGCUGACUGGUGGUCCUACGGGGUGUUGAUGUUUGAAAUGCUCACCGGCUCGCUGCCCUUCCAGGGGAAGGACCGUAAGGAGACCAUGACCCUCAUCCUCAAAGCGAAGCUGGGCAUGCCGCAGUUCCUCAGCUCCGAAGCACAGAGCCUCCUGCGAGCCCUUUUCAAAAGGAAUCCAGCCAACCGAUUAGGUUCUGGACCAGACGGGGCAGAAGAGAUCAAGCGCCAUCCUUUCUACUCCACCAUCGACUGGAACAAGCUGUACCGCCGGGAAAUCAAGCCCCCCUUCAAGCCUGCAGUGGGCCAGCCAGAUGACACCUUUUAUUUUGACACAGAAUUUACCUCGCGUACACCGAAAGAUUCCCCAGGCAUCCCCCCAAGCGCGGGGGCCCAUCAGCUCUUCCGAGGCUUCAGUUUUGUGGCGACAGGAUUGAUGGAGGAUGGCAAGGUGAAACCCGCCCAGCCGCCUCUGCAUUCGGUGGUGCAGCAGCUGCACGGCAAGAAUCUCCAGCUCAACGACGGCUACGUGGUGAAGGACACGAUCGGCGUCGGCUCCUACUCGGUGUGCAAACGCUGCAUCCAUAAAGCAACCAACAUGGAGUACGCAGUCAAGAUUAUUGACAAGAGCAAGCGAGACCCUUCUGAGGAGAUAGAAAUCCUCCUGCGAUACGGGCAGCAUCCAAACAUCAUCACUUUGAAAGAUGUGUACGAUGAUGGGAAGUACGUGUACCUGGUGACGGAGCUGAUGAGGGGAGGGGAGCUGCUGGAUAAAAUCCUCAAACAGAAAUUUUUCUCGGAGAGGGAAGCCAGUUUGGUCCUGCACACGAUCUGUAAAACGGUGGAGUAUCUGCAUUCCCAAGGGGUGGUUCACAGGGACUUGAAACCCAGCAAUAUCCUCUACGUGGAUGAGUCAGGAAACCCCGAAAGCAUUCGCAUUUGUGACUUUGGCUUUGCCAAGCAGUUGAGGGCUGAGAACGGCCUUCUCAUGACUCCCUGUUACACGGCAAACUUUGUGGCACCCGAGGUACUAAAACGCCAAGGCUACGACGAGGGCUGUGACAUCUGGAGCCUGGGAGUUCUCAUGUACACGAUGCUCGCAGGCUCCACUCCAUUUGCAAAUGGUCCCGGUGACACUCCAGAAGAGAUCCUGACCCGGAUAGGCACAGGGAAGUUCUCCAUCACUGGAGGCAACUGGGACACUAUUUCUGACAUGGCCAAGGAUCUGGUAACAAAGACGCUUCACGUAGAUCCUCACCAGCGUCUGACAGCCAAGCAGGUCCUGCAGCAUCCAUGGAUCACCCAGAAGGACAGCUUACCCCAGAGCCAGCUGAAUCACCAGGACGUUCAGCUUGUCAAGGGGGCGAUGGCUGCCACGUACUCUGCACUGAACAGCUCCAAGCCAAGUCCCCAGCUGAAGCCCAUCGAAUCCUCCAUUCUGGCACAGAGGCGGGUGAAGAAACUUCCUUCCACCACACUGUGAAGCUGGGGGGGUCUGUGGCCCCUCGGCACGGUGCAGGGACACCAGGCUUGGAAUACCUACUGAAGACAAGGGGGGGCAGGAGAUGGGGCAGUCAAUGCCUGCAUAGGAGCUCCCUUGAGGACUUCUUCUCAAAAGGCCAAGUGCCUUUCUGUUUCUGAAAGACUGGCUCCUCCUUGUGUGGACUGAUCUUUGCCCAGAAGAACUUCACUGUAAAACUUUUUUUGAAGUGUAAAUUGUCAAUUUUUAAAGACAUCCAUCUGUGUAUAUGAGAACUAGAAUGUAUAACUGAUGUCCAGUGGCACUAAAAAGCAGCUCUGAUUCACCCUUUCCUGUGUAGGGCCAGAUAUUUGUUGUAGCUACAUCAUUUCUUGGAAUUGAUCUUCUCCAACACCAUUGCAGCCGGAAGAGUUGAGUUUUUAGGCCUUGGGGUUUUUCCUCCCUUCAACCUUUGGAUGCUCUUCCCAAAGUCAGCCCUGCAGACUCCUAGCCAGCCACACUCCUGUUUGGAAAGGAUUUCCCUCCCCUGCACUUCUUGUGCGUGUGCGUUCAGAGUGUAAGGUCGAUUUCUUCAGACUCCAUUUCUUCCUCCCUCCUGCCCUCCCCCAGCCCAGACGACAGUUCUCUGAACAAAAUAAACCACGGGUUUUCCAAACACCCCCUGAGAUGCUCAGCUCUCCAGAAUACAGGCCAGGUUUGGCUCAUUCCUUUCCUCUGCCCUCCCAUCUUUGUGUUCUCCCCAUCGAUCCCUGGGGAGUCUGUCACCCACACAGGUGGAGAUGACAAAGGAACCUUCUCCUCGGCAAAGCUGAGGCCUCGGGCUGGCUCUGGCUGCUGCUUUUAACAUUUUUGGGUUUCCUUCCCUUCAGCAGGAACCUAUGAAACAAACUAUCCCUUUUUUUUUUUUUUUUUUUAAUUUAACUUUGUUCUACAGCUGGUAACUCAGGGUUUCUUUCUGAAUUGUACAAUAAACGUGUCAUUCAGUUGAUGGUUUUUUUACUGACUGACUUUGAGCUGCAGAAUAAGCGACCCUGGUCAUUUCCCCACGUGGGACGGGGAUGAGGAUUCUUGCCUGCCUUUUGGGAGGUCUGCAAAGCUUUUUCCUCUGGCCCUGUGAUGGAAAAACCAGCGGUGCUGUAGUAGGGCUGCAUCUUAUGCCACCUUCUCUCAGGUGCAAUUCCUCAAUUUGUAGUGGGAAGGAAUUACAACCAGUUACGGAGUAAAUCCAUCAUCAACAGGAAAGGAGGCAGGACACGGGCUGCAGAGGGGAACUUACUCUCAGGACAUUUUAGCGCUAAUAGAAACCAACACCGAGAGGCAAACUGUGCUAGAAAUGAAUUCCCCACCCAAUUCUGACUUGAAGGGAGUUGCUGGAGCUCCCUGGUUUGGUGGUGGCUGUUUCUUGGGAGGAGCAGGAGAGCUACGGGGACCUCGAAUGCUCGCGUGCUCCAGGACGCGACUGAAACCAGCAAAGGUUCUCAUGUGAAUUUCUGCUAUUUUGGCUGAUCAUAUAACGAGAGGGGGAGCUUUCUCUUGCUUUUCCCUUUUGCUCAACAGUCCCAGUUGGCUCUAAAAUGGAUAAUUCCUUUUCUCAGAGAUGUUCUAGCUCUCUCCUCCUCCACCCUCAUCCAGGCAGGUCCUGUUUUACUCCCCGGAGCAGCCAGAGAGAAGCUGAAAUAGUCAUGAUUUUUUAAUAUAUUUAUUCCAAGUACUGCCCUAGUGUCCAGUGCCACUGAGAGGAGGAGGCCAGUGCACACGGGAUCUUCUCACUGGUUUUGCAGAGCUGGAUUUACUGUUUUGCUGAGAGCUGGGGAAGGGACACUCCACCACCCAAAAUGCCUUCCUUAAAAAUACUUGCUUUCUCCUCUGGCACAAGGUUUGCCUUGGUGCCACUCAACCUGCCUUAUGUUUCCUACAACUGUGCAGUAACUCUCACGCUGGUGAAAAGGUGUGUGAAUUUUAGGUACCUGAAACAACUACAAUAAUUAUAAACAGCUUAUUUCGGGAGCUGGGGUUAGUCCCAAUGGGCACUGUUGGGACUGAAGUAGGUUCCUCAACAGUUUUUCAGAAUGUUUCCUCUGUUGGACUUCACGGGUGAGGUCUGAAAUGGUGGAUGGGGCUGGAGGUGUUGGUGGUGACCACCACUCACUGUGAGCCUCACAACAGCAUGGGAUGGGUCUUAAAGCAAACAUCCAUCCUGCUUGGGUGGCAGGUGGCUUGUCUAUAUGGAAUUGUAAAUGUUUUCAAAUAUCAGUCAGGAAAAACAUUACAAUCUUAGCUUAAUCCUCCCUGUAAUGCUGCUGGUGUGAAACCAACUAGAGGCAACUCCCGAGGCGUGUAGGACAACCAGGGGCAGAGCUUGGUGGGCACAGGGAGAGCAGCCCAUGGUUGCUGCAGGCUCUGCCUGGCUGUGAGAUGAUACCCGAGGCAUGAAACCCCCCCAGCCUCGCUGGGGGCUUCAGAGGAACUUUGGUGCAGCUGUAGCUUCUGGGAUCUCCAUGACUUCGGAGACCAGAGCGAACAAGAAGGGCUGCACCUCGCUUUCUGGGGUGCUUUUAACCAAGUUGUUAUGAGUGAUCCUUCCAUAAGUAAGAAUAAGUCUUGAUUUUUAGUUCCAAAUCAACCAAGUGCUGUUACUUUUUUAAUUCCAGUGCUCAAUAAAAAUGGACUUGUUGAUCUUUCUGUGUA
Messenger RNA from Calidris pugnax (ruff), 5772 nucleotides. It is a transcript of the gene RPS6KA1, whose product is annotated as ribosomal protein S6 kinase, 90kDa, polypeptide 1. The record is from RefSeq and is a predicted model, not a curated record. Gene Ontology annotation, molecular function: ATP binding; magnesium ion binding; ribosomal protein S6 kinase activity. The transcript has 31 exons. Gene Ontology annotation, biological process: positive regulation of DNA-templated transcription; intracellular signal transduction; protein phosphorylation. NCBI's taxonomy places the organism in Eukaryota, Metazoa, Chordata, Aves, Charadriiformes, Scolopacidae. Bases 22 to 3087 code for a protein of 1021 amino acids.